Molecule: messenger RNA, 753 nt
Organism: Miscanthus lutarioriparius
Lineage: Eukaryota; Viridiplantae; Streptophyta; Magnoliopsida; Poales; Poaceae
Source: the annotation of a GenBank genome assembly
AUGGCGGCGCCGCCGCCGUCAUAUCCAGCGGCCUUGAAGCCGGAGAUCGGCCCUGACGGCCUCGCUCGAGACUCUCCCCUAAUUGCCUACACCGAGAAGGUCAUUUUGGAGGAGCAGCUGCAGCUGAAGAAAUACAUUCAGGAGAACUAUUCCAAAAUUCGUGACGUAGAAAAGGAGUUAGAGAGUCUUACUUUAGAAAUGAAACUGACAGCUGGACCAAAGAAAGCAGCACUUGAGCACCUGAGGAAGAAGAUUGAAAUAUCAACAGAGAAAAUACGUUUAGCUAAGGUGAAAGAGGAACAGGCAAAAAAGGCCUGGGAAGUUGCUGCACAAGUUGUUAAAGACGAAGAGGAUGCUAAGCAGAAACUAUGUGAUGAUUUGAACUAUCUAGUCCAGGAGAGUGCUGCUUCCCAAUAUGCAAGAUUAGAGGAGCUGAAGAAACGUUUAGAAUCUCUGAAUCCUAGCAGGGAUUCUAUCAAUGCUUCAGGUGUUUAUACUGCACAGCACGCUACUCUGAAUUCAGUACCUCAGCAGCCAACUGCACAAAAUCCUGCAGAUGUAUCUGGCCGUCAGAAUAUUGCCACAGAGCCUGCUUCUAUGCAACAGCGGCCUAUACCUGUAGAGUCAGAAAAGAAGAGAAGACCAUCGAACUUGGCGAGAGGGAGGGGUGGUGUGAUGAUCCUUCCGAAGGGAAGAGGGAGUUCUGGGUCAGGAUGGACAGGUGCUGGGUUUGAUGUAGAUAGCGGUACAUGA